Cucumis sativus (cucumber) is the source of this 972-nucleotide messenger RNA. Its product is annotated as vignain. The transcript has 3 exons. The coding region runs from base 1 to 594 and encodes 197 amino acids. Gene Ontology annotation, molecular function: cysteine-type endopeptidase activity. The record is from RefSeq and is a predicted model, not a curated record. Gene Ontology annotation, cellular component: lysosome. Lineage: Eukaryota; Viridiplantae; Streptophyta; Magnoliopsida; Cucurbitales; Cucurbitaceae.
AUGGACAGACGUUUCAAGGUCUUCAAAGAUAAUGCAAAACAUGUGUUCAAAGUGAACCACAUGGGAAAAUCAUUAAAAUUGAAGCUUAACCAGUUUGCUGAUAUGUCUGAUGAUGAGUUCAGUAAGACAUAUGGUUCCAACAUUACUUACUACAAAAACUUACAUGCCAAGGUUGGUGGUCGUGUUGGAAGCUGCUGGGCGUUUGCAGCUGUGGCUGCCGUGGAAUCUAUUCACCAAAUAAGAACAAAUGAGUUGGUAUCUCUGUCAGAGCAAGAAGUGGUGGAUUGUGAUUAUAAAGUCGGUGGUUGUCGUGGAGGAGAUUAUAUCUCUGCAUUUGAGUUCAUAAUGGAAAAUGGUGGAAUCACCGUUGAGAAUAACUAUCCAUAUUAUGCCGGAGAUGGAUAUUGUCGUAGACGAGGACCUAAUAACGAGAGAGUGACAAUUGAUGGAUAUGAGAAUGUACCUCGAAACAACGAGUACGCUUUGAUGAAAGCAGUUGCACACCAACCGGUAGCAGUGUCUAUAGCGUCAAGGGGAAGUGACUUUAAAUUUUAUGGAGAGGCAAGUGUAGUUAAUUUUGUUGUUAUAAUUUAAUUAUAAUUUGGUGCAACAUAAUUAAAAGAAGAAAUUGAUAAUUAUUUGCAGGGAAUGUUUACGGAAGAGAACUUUUGCGGAAUUAGAAUUGACCACACGGUAGUGGUAGUUGGGUACGGAAGUGAUGAAGAGGGAGAUUAUUGGAUAAUAAGAAACCAAUAUGGAACUCAAUGGGGAAUGAAUGGUUAUAUGAAGAUGCAACGAGGAACACGAAGCCCACAAGGUGUAUGUGGAAUGGCAAUGUAUCCUGCCUUUCCGGUCAAGUAUUGAUUUCCCAACUCUUUUUUCUUAGAACCGGAUAGCUAGCUAAGCUAGGGAUAGGAUUUUAUUUGUUUGAAAAUAACGCAGAAAGUACAUUUCAUCCUGCUUUGGCUUUGG